GAGGAGUGCGUGAGAGAGAGAGUACCGCGGCAGUCUUCUCUCCUCCGUUGAGUUCCGCUGAUGUCAGUGAGCCAGGGAUGUCAUGUUGGCUUCUAUUUACAGGCUGCUGCCCCCCCCCCCCCCCGACCUGAUUCAAGCGCAUCAGAUAUUUGUAUUCGCUGACAUCGUGGAAUGGUACGCAGACGAAACAACACAGGACAAUCGUCCCAAUUUCACGCUUAUUCCCCUAUAUUCUAUCCUCGUCGCUUCUGAUUCGUAAUUAUGAACGUUUCCAGCGAUUAACAUCGCGUCAUAGUUUCAAAAAUCCAAUAACAUCCCCCCUCUCCGCCAUUCUCUGUGGAUGCUGCCAGUAACAUGGCGAUGGUGGCGAGACAGGGGUCCAUUUGGUGAAAGACUUGCGAAGCAUCGCUUCGUCCGGGGGAAGUAUCGGGGUUUGGUCGGAAGGUUUCCAAUGUUGAACAUGUCGACCCCAAGCGAGCUCAAGUCUCCCUGUGUCCCGAGGAAUGGUCUGGUGAAGCUACCCCCUCAGCCCAACGGCCUGGGCAGUGCCAGCAUCACCAAAGGCACACCCGCCGCCAGGAACCGCCUGUGCCAGUCCUCCUCGGUGCCCGGCGUCUUGCCCCCCCCCAUGCCCUAUCAUCUGGACCCUCUAGGACCCCUGCCUACCGCGGCCCCAUUCCUGGGUUCAGACCUGGACUCCAGCCACCUGACAGCACUCAAACCCUCUCUGCGCCAGCUUCCCCUCACCCUCCCCAAGCCCUCGCUCCCCCUGGGUCUCUCCAUGGCCCUGCCCAUGCUGCGACCUCUAGAGCGACAGCUGGCCCUGGAUGAGAAGCUCCUCAACAGGCUGCUGUGGUACUUUACCACAGCUGAGAAGUGCCUUCUGGCCCAGGUGUGUCGGACCUGGAGGAAGGUGCUGUACCAGCCCAAGUUCUGGGAGGGCGUCACGCCCAUCCUUCACGCCAAGGAGUUGUACAGCCUGCUGCCCAGCGGGGACAAGGAGUUUGUCAGCCUGCAGGCUUUUGCCCUCAGGGGUUUCCAGGCCUUUUGUCUGGUCGGGGUUUCAGACCUGGACAUUUGUGAGUUCAUUGAUAACUACCCGCUGUCCAAGAAGGGGGUGAAGUCGGUCAGUCUGAAGAGGUCCACAAUCACAGACGCUGGGUUGGAGGUGAUGCUGGAACAGAUGCAGGGUUUGAUGCACCUGGAGCUGUCUGGGUGUAAUGACUUCACGGAGGCCGGUCUGUGGUCCAGCUUGAACGCUCGGCUCACCUCGCUCAGCGUCAGCGACUGUAUCAACGUGGCCGACGACGCCAUCGCCGCCAUCUCACAGCUCCUGCCCAACCUGUCAGAGCUCAGCCUGCAGGCCUACCAUGUGACAGACACGGCCAUGGCCUACUUCACGGCCAAGCAGGGCUAUACCACUCACACACUGCGGCUCCACUCCUGCUGGGAGAUCACCAACCAUGGGGUGGUGAACAUGGUCCACAGUCUACCAAACCUGACGGCGCUGAGCCUUUCGGGCUGCUCCAAGAUCACGGAUGACGGGGUGGAGCUGGUCGCAGAGAACCUGAGGAAGCUGCGGAGCCUGGACCUGUCCUGGUGCCCCAGGAUCACCGAUACGGGUCUGGAGUACAUAGCCUGCGACCUGCACAAACUGGAGGAGCUGGUGCUGGACAGGUGUGUGAGGAUAACAGAUACUGGUUUAGGUUACCUGUCCACCAUGUCUGCUCUGAGGAGCCUCUACCUGCGUUGGUGCUGUCAGGUGCAGGAUUUUGGGCUACAGCACCUGUUCGGCAUGAGGAGUCUGCGUCUUCUCUCUGUGGCAGGUUGUCCUCUUCUGACCACUACUGGUCUGUCUGGUUUGAUCCAGAUUCAGGAUCUAGAGGAGUUGGAGCUCACCAACUGUCCUGGAGCCACAGCUGAACUCUUCAAGUACUACUCUCAGCACCUGCCUCGCUGUAUGGUCAUCGAGUAGGCCUCUACCCCCAGACCCUCAACCAGUAGGCCUCUACCCCCAGCCCCUCAACCAGUAGGCCUCUACCCCCAGACCCUCAACCAGUAGGCCUCUACCCCCAGCCCCUCAACCAGUAGGCCUCUACCCCCCACCCCUUCAACCAGUAGGC
Molecule: messenger RNA, 2123 nt
Organism: Esox lucius (northern pike)
Lineage: Eukaryota; Metazoa; Chordata; Actinopteri; Esociformes; Esocidae
Gene: fbxl16
Product: F-box and leucine-rich repeat protein 16
Exons: 7
Coding region: 341-1975 (544 amino acids)
Biological process (GO): SCF-dependent proteasomal ubiquitin-dependent protein catabolic process
Cellular component (GO): SCF ubiquitin ligase complex
Molecular function (GO): protein binding
Source: RefSeq, a predicted model, not a curated record